Molecule: messenger RNA, 2324 nt
Organism: Rhea pennata
Lineage: Eukaryota; Metazoa; Chordata; Aves; Rheiformes; Rheidae
Gene: PXDC1
Product: PX domain containing 1
Exons: 5
Coding region: 110-805 (231 amino acids)
Molecular function (GO): phosphatidylinositol binding
Source: RefSeq, a predicted model, not a curated record
CCGUCCCGCCUUCCUCCUCCUCCUCCUCCUCCUCCUCCUCCUCUUAACUUGGGAGCGCCCCGGCAGCGCGGGGCGGUGCGCUUCGCCCUCCGCCGGCGGCGGCGGCGGGAUGGCCUCGGCCGUGUUUGAGGGCACCUCGCUGGUGAACAUGUACGUGCGGGGCUGCUGGGUGAACGGCAUCCGGCGGCUCAUCAUCAGCCGGCGGGGCGACGAGGAGGAGUUUUACGAGAUCCGCACGGAGUGGUCGGACCGCAACGUCCUCUACCUGCACCGCAGCUACUCCGACCUGGGCCGCCUCUUCAAGCGCCUCCUGGACUCCUUCCCCGAGGACCGGCCCGAGCUGUCCCGGUCCCCCUUGCUCCAAGGACUGAUCACAAUAAAAGAAGCCCAUGAUAUAGAAGCUAGACUUAAUGAAGUGGAAAAGCUUCUGAAGACCAUUAUAAACAUGCCAUGGAAGUAUUCAAGAUCUGAAGUUGUCCUCACGUUCUUUGAGAGAUCUCCAUUGGAUCAAGUUCUAAAGAAUGACAAUGUCCAUAAAAUUCAGCCAAGCUUUCAAAGUCCGGUUAAAAUAUCAGAAAUCAUGCGAUCAAAUGGAUUUUGUUUAGCAAACACUGAAACAAUAGUCAUUGACCACAGUAUACCCAAUGGAAAAGAAAAGCACCUGGAUGUAGAUUCAGCAGAACACUUGUUUGAAAGUGUUAGUGACUUCACCUCAGAGCUAGAAGACAGUGAUGAUCCAACAGCCUAUGUCACCAAUUUGACAUAUUACCACCUGGUCCCAUUUGAAACUGAUAUUCUGGACUGAGGCUGCCCAGUGACCCUGUCCACUAGCAUCCAGCUAACCUCUUUGUCCAUAGCCUCUGCUGUCUCCAGCGUUGCAUCUCCGUGAAUAAGGCUGUACAGGCAAGACCAAGAGCAGAGAAGUUGCAGCAAGGAUGCCACAAAGGUGACUUUGUGGUCUGGCCCUUCACUGUGUUUUAAGGAGACAUCGUGUUAGGAGGCAACUGCUUCACUGCUGACAACAAACUCCCUUUCUAUGAAAGCAAGGCAGCAGUGGCCUCUGGGGCUCAAGGAAAUCUGUACAACGUCCAUGGCAACUGUCACACAGACACAGCCAUCAAAACUUGUGCUGCUGUUUGCUGUCACCCAUGUUCCCUGACUUGCAGUGCAAGUUGAGGCUUUCUCUUUUAGGAUGCCACCAGAAACUUCCCAGGAUGUAGUGACCACACUUUUUAUGCUGUGCAAGUGAGAAGAUGGAACAAAACAGCUGAAUUUUGUCAGUUCCCUCUGCAGUUUCUUAAUGCAGGUCUGGCAGGUCACUUUUUACUCAGCUACCAGAUGACUGGUGCCUUACAUGAGAUGUCAGAAAUACCAUUGAGUGCCUCCAGGAAACAGAAGACUUGAACUGACUGCUUUACUUCUUUUAGACAUGGGCUCUUAUAUAAUCACUGGAGAGGUGACUACCUUUUCCUGAAAUAGUAAAGCAGACAGCAGCUGGCAUUGCAAUGGACUUUGCAUAGUGUUUGGUACCCAAAUGAUUUCAGAGUUCUGGAAAGCUGAUGGGAAAGCUGAGUUGCCCUGCUAUGAACGGUGCAGGCUAUGACAGGUGUUUGGAUAUUGUCACAUGAACCAGAAAAUGAGAAUGAUGCUUACAGUUGUUUACAACAGAGAGAUAAUUCCCUAUGUCUAUUACUCCCCAGAGGAUGGGGAGGAAGCCAAUGAGAUUUAUUAUGUGUUUGGACUGAAAAUUAAUGAUAAGCUACAGAGUGUCUACAGUGGUAGGAUAAACACUCUCUCCUUUGCCAACCUGGCUGAAGGAGCGUGUCUAGCCUUCUGAGAAAUGCCUGUUGGGCUCAAUGCAGGCUUCAUGGUCAUGUAAUUCCAUUGAUUUCAGUGGAGUUAAGCCAGCGGGAGCAAGAGCAGAACUGGACCCUGCAGUCUCUUUACUACUGAGUAGUGCAACGUUAACAUCUCUUCUGGAGGUCUCUCUUGCUGAGUGCUCUGAACUCCCAGCUCUAAUUGCAGAUGCUCAACACUCAAACAUCAUGACCUUUCGUUGAGCUUUUUGUGAUCUAAUGCAAAAAUGAAUUUGAAGGGGUUGAAAUGAGAAGGGAUUUUGGACUUAUUUCUUUGUACCGGGGCUUUGCUUGGGCCUGAAGAAGUUGGUAAAGCUCCCUUCCUUCUGCGGACUUUUCAUUCCUAUCUGUAGAAUAACAAACAGGAUUUGCUAAUGUAAAUAAUAAAUUAUUGAGAAUCCUAAUUCUUUUACACAGUAUGUUUUUAAAAUAUAUUUUAAUGAAAUAAAAUAUUACUCACCUUCGGUA